Molecule: messenger RNA, 1026 nt
Organism: Mobula hypostoma (lesser devil ray)
Lineage: Eukaryota; Metazoa; Chordata; Chondrichthyes; Myliobatiformes; Myliobatidae
Product: zona pellucida-binding protein 1-like
Exons: 1
Coding region: 1-1026 (341 amino acids)
Biological process (GO): binding of sperm to zona pellucida; acrosome assembly
Cellular component (GO): acrosomal vesicle; zona pellucida receptor complex; extracellular region
Source: RefSeq, a predicted model, not a curated record
AUGACUCCCACCCUCAAAUACCUCUUUGUGUAUGGGGUAAUUUUAGGAGGCUUGCUGAGAAUGACUGUCCGCACCAGUGAAGUACGGCAACGAGCACAUCACUUCCCAGGAAGCCCACUGCUGGAUGACCACUCCUUGAAACAAAAAGUGAUUGGCUCUGAUGACAGUCCCGUGAAAGUCUACAUCAAGGUACACGAGAGCAGCCCACCAAUUCUUUGUGCAACACCGCAGCUCCGGAACAUGGAACUGAUGGACCCCAACUUCAGUUGGAAAGGACCAAGGGGGAAGCAACUCUCCAACAGAGCAGAUGUGAAAAUAUCACUGACAGGGACACUGACCAUUGAAAACUUCCAUAAGGAAUUAUCAGGAGUAUACGAAUGCACUAUAUAUUUCUACAGUCCCAGUACUAAGUCAUUGCAGUCGUUGAAUCUUAAAUAUUUCUUGUACGCUUACUGGGACCCUAACUAUACCUAUGAAUUUCAGGCUCAAUAUCACUCAGCGGACUGCCACAAUGCAUACAAUAGCCUUUACUUAAAGAGGUUGAAUACCGCUCUGAACCAGCUGACCACAGACUUGGCCUAUACAAUUAGUAUACAUAAGGCAAGGUGCCACACACUCAAAGUGCCUUUUGCUGGCAUACAGUACGAGCUGUUUCUCACCUUCAAGUUGCAUCUUGACAUGGAAGAGUUAGACAGCAUCUGCAAAAAGAACUUGAAGGAGUGUGAUCACAACUUCCGGCUGGAGAAAGUGCGGCACAGGGUGGAGACCUUCUUCGCCAAGCAGGCAGAAACGUACCACCAGAUCUUUGGCCUGCUGCCUUUUGUCUACUACAUUGACGGGACGCUGCAGGUGAUCCGUGUCGACCGCUGCAAGCCUGGCUUCGGCAAGGACCACAAGAAGCACCCAAUGUGCCCAGAGUGCUGUGUGGUGUGCAGCCCAGGCACCUACGGUACUGGCUAUCACGUGAACUGCCUGCCGUGCAGUGAAGCCCUUCGUUACGGAGAGUCUGAGUGUGAUAUGGAUUGA